GGCAUCUCCACAGGCAGGCUGCAUCCACCUCGGCUGGGGUGUCGUCAUUGGCUGCCUAUUAGAAAAACUACAGGACAAUGCAUACCACCGAUGCCGACUGUAAACAUAGGGGAUGUGUGUUCACUUAGCAUGGACUUCUGGGAGGGGCUAAGGAAGGGCGGUCUGGAGUUUUAUUGAAUAGAGCUGUGUGUAUUAGGCUGCCUUCCUGCCUGCCCUCUUGCUGUGCGCCGGCUUAAAGAAAUCAGUCCUUCCUUUCCGACUUAGUCCUGGGAAAGAAGUUUCAGCCUGCGAGGUGUCAUUAAAACACUUCAAGAUCUUCCAGCUGAGUUCAUAAGGAUUGGUGGUCAACCAGAGGUUCACAAGAGGACAUCUGAUUGCUUACCUAUCCAGGCAUUACCUGGUCUCCCUGAACCUGAACCCACACCAUGGAUGAUUUUGAACGUCGCAGAGAACUUAGGAGGCAAAAGCGGGAAGAGAUGCGCCUGGAAGCAGAAAGAAUCGCCUACCAGAGGAACGACGAUGAUGAGGAAGAGGCCGCCCGGGAACGGCGCCGCCGCGCCCGCCAGGAAAGACUGCGGCAGAAGCAAGAGGAAGAAUCCUUGGGGCAGAUGACUGACCAGGUGGAGGUCAAUACCCAGAACAGUGUGCCCGACGAGGAGGUCAAGACAGCCACCACAAACACUCAGGUGGAGGGUGACGAGGAGGCUGCACUCCUGGAGCGCCUGGCCCGGCGGGAGGAAAGACGCCAAAAACGCCUUCAGGAAGCACUAGAGCGGCAGAAGGAGUUUGACCCAACAGUAACAGAUGCAAGUUUGUCGCUGCCAAGCAGAAGAAUGCAAAACAACAUGGCAGAAAAUGAAUCGGCAGAGAAGGAAGAAAAAAGUGAAAGUCGCCAAGAAAGAUAUGAGAUUGAGGAAACUGAAAUAGUCACCAAGUCCCACCAGAAGAAUGACUGGGGGAAUGCCGAAGAGAAAAAGAAAGAAGAGAAAGAAAAGGAGGAAGAGGAAGAAGAGAAGCCAAAGCCAGUGAGCAGUGAAGAAACUCAGGUAGAGGUGGUGGUAAAAGAGAAAACAGCAGAAUCCCAAGAGGAGACAGUAGUGCCACUGAAAAAUGGGCAGAUGAGUGCAGAGGAGCCUAAGGUGGAGGAGGAGAGGGGGGAAGCCUCAGAUGAGAUUGCCCAUAAUGAGAAGAUGGAAGAGGAAGCAAGGGAAAGGGCUGAGGCAGAGAGGGCCAGGUUGGAAGCAGAAGAAAGAGAAAAAAUCAAAGCUGAGCAAGACCAAAAAAUAGCAGAGGAGAAGGCAAGGGUAGAAGCAGAAGAAAAGGCAGCUGCACAAGAGAGAGAGAGACAGGAGGCCGAGGAGAGGGAGAGGAUUAAGGAGGAAGAGAGGAGGGCAGCAGAGGAGAGGGAGAGGAUUAAGGAGGAAGAGAAGAGGGCAGCAGAGGAGAGGGAGAGGAUUAAGGAGGAAGAGAGGAGGGCAGCUGAGGAGAGGGAGAGGAUUAAGGAGGAAGAGAGGAGGGCAGCAGAGGAGAGGCAGAGGGCCAAGGCAGAGGCAGAAGAGAGAGCUAAGAUAGAAGAGCAGAAACUGAAGAAGCAGCUGGAAGAGAAAAAAAAGGAAAUGCAAGAGAAAAAGGUAAAAGAGGAAAAGGUAGGACAGAAAAUAGAAGGGAAAGGGGUAAAUGAGAAGAAGGUACAAGAAGACAAACCUCAGACAGCUGUUCAAAAGAAACAGGAAGAAGAAAGGGGGGCUAAAGUGCAAGCUAAAAGAGAAAAGCCCCAGCAAGACAAGCCUGCCUUCAAAAAAGAAGAGAUCAAAGAUGAGAAGACUAAAAAGGACAAAGAGCGCAAAGAAGAAGUUAAGAGCUUCUUGGAUGGAAAGAAGGGAUUUACAGAAGUGAAGUCGCAGAACGGAGAAUUCAUGACCCACAAACUUAAACACACUGAGAAUACUUUCAGCCGCCCUGGAGGGAGGGCCAGCGAGGCCAAGGAGGCCGAAGGCGCUUCCCAAGUGGAAGCCGGCAAGCGACUGGAGGAGCUUCGCCGCCGCCGCGGGGAAACCGAGAGCGAGGAGUUUGAGAAGCUCAAGCAGAAGCAGCAGGAAGCAGCCUUGGAGCUGGAGGAGCUGAAGAAAAAGAGAGAGGAGCGGAGGAAGGUCCUGGAGGAGGAGGAGCAGAGGAGGAAGCAGGAGGAAGCAGAGCGAAAAGUCAGAGAGGAGGAAGAGAAGAGGAGGCUAAAGGAAGAGAUUGAAAGGCGAAGGGCAGAAGCUGCUGAGAAACGCCAGAAGAUGCCGGAAGAUGGCUUAUCAGAUGACAAGAAGCCCUUCAAAUGUUUCACCCCCAAAGGUUCAUCUCUCAAGAUAGAAGAGCGAGCAGAAUUUUUGAAUAAGUCUGUCCAGAAAAGCAGUGGGGUCAAAUCAACUCAUCAAGCUGCAGUAGUCUCCAAGAUUGACAGCAGACUGGAGCAAUACACCAGUGCAAUUGAGGGAACAAAAACUGCAAAACCUGCGAAGCCAGCAGCCUCGGACCUUCCUGUUCCUGCUGAAGGUGUCCGCAACAUCAAGAGCAUGUGGGAGAAAGGCAGUGUGUUCUCAUCCCCCUCGGCACCAGGCGCACCAAAUAAGGAAACUGCUGGCUUGAAGGUGGGCGUUUCCAGCCGCAUCAAUGAAUGGCUAACUAAAACCCCAGAUGGAAACAAGUCACCUGCUCCCAAACCUUCUGAUUUGAGGCCAGGAGACGUAUCUGGCAAGCGGAACCUCUGGGAAAAGCAAUCCGUGGACAAGGUCACUUCCCCAACUAAGCAGGUUUGAGACAGUCAAGAAAGAACCAAAGUAGCCACUCAAGAUGCUGGACCAGCUCAAUUGAAGAGGGCUAAUUUGCUCUGUUUUAUAUUUAUGUUGAUUUACUAAAUUGGGUUCAUUUCCUUUUGUUUUGUUUUUCAUUAUCCCAGUAAACCCAUGUAUAUUAUCACUAUAUUUAAUAGUCACAAUCUAGAGAUGUUCAUGGUAAAAGUACUGCCUUUGCACAGGAGCCUGUUUCUAAAGAAACCCAUGCUGUGAAAUAGAGACUUUUCUACUGAUCAUCAUAACUGUAUCUGAAUAGUGAUACCAACCACAUCGGAAGUCAACAAAAGAAGAUUCUAGCUGAAAAUUGCCUGAGGAAUGUGUGCAGUUUCCAGAAAAAUGAACCGUAGUGGGUUUGUUUUGUUUUUAAAUACAGAAGUCAUGUUGUUUCUGCACUUUAGAAUAAAGCAUGGAAGAAAUUAUCUUAGUAGGCAAUUAUAACACUUAAUGAAAGUAACCCAUUUCAGAUUUGAGAUAUUACAAUAACGAUUAUCUUUAAAAAAAAAGAUAUACUGUUAAGGUAUUACUUUUUUCAUGCUGAUGAAUAUCAAAGUUGGAUUAUGAUGUUAGCUGACAGUGGUACUGAUUUCUUUAGGUUGGUUGCUUUGUGGAUUUCUUUGGUAGUAAUAGUGAACCACAUUUAAGAUGACCUGAUCAUGUAUGUAUGUGCAUACACGUAUACAAACACACUAAUGGUAGAAAGCUUUUUUAUGUGCUAGGCUAUUAUAUUUAGCAGUAUGUCCCUGUAACUAGCCAAUAUCACUGCUUUUUAAAAAUUAAAAAUCACAGUAUUAUGUUAAUAUUUCAUAUUUGCCAAUAGAGACGUGGCAGAAUAGGUAUCGAUAUGUUUUCAUUGCCUGAUAACGUAUAAGAAAAAGAGAGAGAUUAGAAGUGUCAAUGAGUUGACAUUUUCUAUAAAACAUAGUAUUUAGUUUAUAAUUAAAAGAAAUCUUGAAGUCCAGUGUGAAUUGUACGAAAUCUACCAUCUAGGUCAAACUCAAAGUGCACUCAAAACUACAUUGUUAAGAACCAAGUUCACAAUAGGUUGGCUUAGAUGAUACCUGAGGUCUCUUCCAUCUCUAAAAUUUAAAGGUAAGAAUUUUAAUGACAAAAUUGUACAGAUUGGAAUUCCAUGCAUAGGUGUACUAAAACCAUCUUUGGCUAAUCUCCGGAAGCAGAGAAGAAAAGUGAGCAAAAGCCAGUAUUUAGGAAUCAUGACAGUACAUCCAUCUUUGAUAUACUGAAACAUCUUUUUAGUUAAACUCUUCUAUCUUUAUUAGUCAUUGGUACUUACCAUAAGUUGAUAAUAUGUUGAACUUUCAAAAAUACAUGUAAUUUUUAUUUCUUUUACCUUUUUCCCCAAGAGUCCAUCAACUCAUCAUUUUUACACACACAAUCCAGAUAGUAGAUCUUAUUUUAGCUUAUAAGUGUUCAUCUAUUCUUCAUGAUAGAUGAUAAAAGAGUACCCCAGUGUCUUGGCAAUAUGUUCUAGCAUAGAGAUACACAUAUAGUAUAGUUGUAUAAACUUAUACCUCAUGACUUAACCAAAAUUGUCUUAGUCUCAGUUCCUACCAUAAUGAGGGAGCCUCCCAAAUGACUCUUUUCUAAUCUACAGCAUUGCCCUGGGAGAGUUGGCCAGGGCAGGGCUGGUAUGAGGAGUGACCUUCCAAAGUCUAUUUUCCUCAUAUAUCAGUAGAGUUGUUGAAUCCUCUAGUUCUGAGCACACCUGGGCAAAGAAAGGAAAGCCACCAAAACUGCACAAGUCAUCCACUCAUUUAUGACAGAGUAGACAUGAGUCUAUCAACUAGAAUUCACACGCAGUGCCUGAGUUAGCACUGACUCCCAUAUUGGACUGAAAUGGAUCAAAGUUUGAAUCAAGGCCUAUAGUGAGAUAACAUUGCUUUGUUGUACUUUUGAGUAAGAGCUUCUCCUGAUCACUAUUAUAUAUUUUUUCUAAAAAAUCUAAAGUUAAGAAGAGAAUAUAUCGAUCCUGACUUUUAUUCCAGUAUUUGGAUGGAAUAAGUUUUAGGGUAGACUUUUGUUCAGUUUGGAUUUAAUGUUUGUGAAAAAUAAAUUCUUUGUUUACUUGUUUGAUUACAAUUCUCUUUGUUAUCUUUUUAAGACUUAAAACUUCAAGGUGACUAGCAUGUUCUGUGAAUCUGCCAUUCCUAAAAAUUUUAUAAACACUUGAUAUUUUCACUGAUAAUUGAUCGCUGCAAUAAAUAUAUAUUGUGAAAAUGCAUCCACAAUAAAUGGAAUUCCUCCAAA
This is a messenger RNA of Camelus dromedarius (Arabian camel), 5105 nucleotides long. It is a transcript of the gene CALD1, whose product is annotated as caldesmon 1. The coding region runs from base 426 to 2804 and encodes 792 amino acids. Gene Ontology annotation, cellular component: actin cytoskeleton. Gene Ontology annotation, biological process: muscle contraction; angiogenesis; actin filament bundle assembly. The transcript is spliced from 15 exons. The record is from RefSeq and is a predicted model, not a curated record. Lineage: Eukaryota; Metazoa; Chordata; Mammalia; Artiodactyla; Camelidae. Gene Ontology annotation, molecular function: calmodulin binding; actin binding; myosin binding.